Tupaia belangeri chinensis (Chinese tree shrew) is the source of this 2718-nucleotide messenger RNA. RefSeq names its product calpain 13 (gene CAPN13). Gene Ontology annotation, biological process: proteolysis. Gene Ontology annotation, cellular component: cytoplasm. Bases 656 to 2701 code for a protein of 681 amino acids. Gene Ontology annotation, molecular function: calcium ion binding; calcium-dependent cysteine-type endopeptidase activity. The transcript is spliced from 22 exons. Lineage: Eukaryota; Metazoa; Chordata; Mammalia; Scandentia; Tupaiidae. The record is from RefSeq and is a predicted model, not a curated record.
UCAAACCGAGAACAAAAGCUGUCCAGUUCUUGAACUAAGGCUGGACAACUCAAGGUAAAUUUCAAGGGACAAAUCUCAUGCCUGGUGUGUGGACCACGUGGAAAGUUCAACCAGAGACCUUCAAACUACUAACUGGGUUGAGAAGUUGCCAAUUUCAUGUUGUGGACAACCAGUCCAAAGAAAUCAAAGCAACACUUCCUACCACACUCAUAUCCCUCCCAAGAUUUUUCUUACUUAUGUUUAUCUUUCAUAUGGCAAAAACUACUUUAGUUGGAAUUUUACAAUCAGCAGCUUCUGCAGUGCUUCUACCACAAACACCUCUUUCCUCUCUACAUGGAACACCUGAUUUGAACCAUCUGGGAUCAAGCCUUCCCAAUGACGAGGGACAUGCAAUUUGAAAUAUUGGUCAUCAAUGAUUUCAAGGAAAACAGAUUUGGAUCAAAUAGGGGGAGUGAGAAAGGAAGCGAAGUUGGCCCAAGACAUAUGAGACCUGUCCCCCUGCUGCCCUCCAUCAGCAGAAUUGCUGGCGCUGAGCUGGUGGGACUUGCCCAGAGCCAACUCCUCUUCGGCUUCUUGUGAAAUACUGCUGACAACACUCUCAGACACACCUGUCCAGGAAGCAGGACAGAACCGUAGAAGUCUUCUUCCAAGACACAUGGCACAUAACCAGGAGUCUCUAGCUCAAACCUCUGUCACCAAGUUCAAAGACCAGGACUUUAAUUCUUUGAGGGAUCGUUGCUUAAGCCGGGGCCGACUGUUUAAGGAUGAGACAUUCCCUGCCAUGGAUUCUUCCAUAGGCCAGAAGUUGCUCCAGGGAAAAAACCUCACCAGCCUGGAGUGGAAGCGACCACAGGAGUUGUCAGUGGUGCCCCCUCACUUCAUACUGGAAGGUGCAAGCAGGUUUGAUAUCCAACAAGGAACAGCAGGAGACUGCUGGUUCCUUGCAGCACUGGGCUCCUUGACACAGAACCCUCAGUGUCUGCAGAAGAUCCUGAUGGACCAAAGCUUUUCACACCAGUAUGCAGGAAUUUUCCGUUUCCGAUUCUGGCAGUGUGGCCAGUGGGUGGAAGGGGUGGGGGGUGCCCGCCUGCCUGUCAUGGGCAAUGUCUGCCUCUUUGUGGGUCCUCGCAAAGACAACCAAGAAUUCUGGCCCUGCCUGCUGGAGAAAGCCUAUGCCAAGCUGCUUGGAUCCUAUUCCCACCUGCACUAUGGCUACCUCCCUGAUGCCCUGGUAGACCUCACAGGAGGGGUGGUCACCAGUGUCAACCUACACUCCCUCCCUUCUGAACUGGUGAUGGCUGUGAAGAUAGCAGCCAAGACAGGCUCCCUGAUGACCUGUGCCACUCCAAAAGGGCCGAUGGAUGGGGCCCAGACGAUGGAGAAUGGGCUGGUGUGCCAGCAUGCCUACACUGUGACCGCGGCUGAGCAGAUUCAGUACAAGAGAGGCUGGGAAGAAAUCAUCCGCCUGUGGAACCCCUGGGGUAACACCGAGUGGAGAGGACGCUGGAGGGAUGGGUCUCGGGAGUGGCAGGAAACCCAGGACCAGAGAAAAAACCAGCUCUAUGAGGACAAGGAAGAUGGCGAGUUUUGGAUGUCAUGUCAAGAUUUCCAAGAGAACUUCUCCUGCCUUUUUAUAUGUAACCAAAUUCCCAUCACUCUGGACCAUGGAAACCCACUCCAUGAAAGAUGGUCCCAAAUGAUGUUUAAGAACCAAGUGAUUCGAGGAAACACUGCAGGACAAUCUCAGAGGGAAGCUCAGUACUUCUUCUUUGUGCCAAAGCAAACAGAGGGAAUCAAUGUUGUUGUGUCCUUCACCAUCAUGCCACAGAGCUGGAAAUCAGAAGAUGAGAUAUUUCCAUUAAGCUUCCAGGUGUUCAAGGUUGACCCCCAGUUUCAGCAGUUUGGAGAGAGAUUGCCACCAGAGUUCUUCUCUCCAUUUAGAAAUGCUGCCCAGGGCCUAGAUCAUGAAACCAAGCGCAACUUCACAAAGUCCUUGCAUCUGAGCCCUGGGACCUAUGUUGUGGUCCCCUCAGCACGUAGAGAAGAAGCUGAAUUCUUUCUCCGAAUCUUCCUAAAAGUACCAGACAGUUCCAGGAACCUGAACAGCAAUUUCAACCUCAGAGCACUGAAGGCAAGUCUUCUAGAAAAUGGCUCCCAGCAAAGCAUUUUCUACAGAUACGCUAAGAAGGGGCUGGACAUUGAUGCUACUCAGCUUCAGAGCCUUCUCAACCAGGAAUUCCUGACAGGGCCUCCAGGGGACACAUUCUCCUUGGACGAGUGCCGCAGCAUCGUGGCCCUGAUGGAUCUGAAAGUGAAUGGGCGACUUGACCAUGAGGAAUUUGCAAGGCUAUGGAUGCGGCUUGUGCACUGCCAGCAUGUUUUCCAGAGCAUCCAGCACUCUGGAGUUCUUCUGAGCUCAGACUUGCAGAAGGCCAUAGAGAAUACAGACUUCCUUUCAGGGAUCUUCAUCAGCAGUGAGCUGCUGGGUCUCAUGAUGCUCAGGUACAGUGACAACACCGGCAGGGUCAGCUUCCCCAGCCUGGUCUGCUUCCUGAUACGGCUCGAAGCCAUGGCAAGUAAGUACCCUGGUGUACCCUGUGGAGACCUUCACAGUGACCAAAGAACAUACUUCUGCCCCCAUCCUGGGCAAGGCCUCCAUGGUGAGGAGGGCUGUGUCCUGUGUGAGACACUCUGGCUUUGAGAGGAUGGAGCCUGGAU